AUGAAACUUUUCACCGAGGCAGCUGUCACCGCCCACCGCCACGUGGCACUGUGUGUGGCGGGCGGCCUACGUAAGGCGCCUCCCAGGCAGCCCAGCGAUGACUACGCACAGCGCAGCGCGCCCCACUCCGGCAGAUUAACAGCUCGUGGGUCCCGCGUCUCCGGCCGACGUGCCCCGCCGCAGGUGCACGCGCUCACACGUCACACUUCACAGCUGCAGGUGCACGCACCCACACCUCACACUUCACAGCCGCAGGUGCGCGCGCUCACACCUCACACUUCACAGCCGCAGGUGCAUGCACCCACACCUCACACUUCACAGCCGCAGGUGCACGCGCUCACACCUCACACUUCACAGCUGCAGGUGCAUGCACCCACACCUCACACUUCACAGCCGCAGGUGCACGCACCCACACCUCACACUUCACAGCCGCAGGUGCACGCACUCACACCUCACACUUCACAGCCACAGGUGCACGAGCCCACACCUCACACUUCACAGCCGGAGGUGCACGCGCUCACACCUCACACUUCACAGCUGCAGGUGCAUGCACCCACACCUCACACUUCACAGCCGCAGGUGCACGCACCAACACCUCACACUUCACAGCCGCCAGUGCACGCGCUCACACCUCACACUUCACAGCUGCAGAUGCACGCACCCACACCUCACACUUCACAGCCGCAGGUGCACGCACCCACACCUUACACUUCACAGCCGCAGGUGCACGAGCCCACACCUCACACUUCACAGCCGCAGGGGCACGAGCCCACACCUCACACUUCACAGCCGGAGGUGCACGCGCUCACACCUCACACUUCACAGCUGCAGGUGCACGCACCCACACCUCACACUUCACAGCCGCAGAUGCACACACCCACACCUCACACUUCACAGCCGCAGGUGCACGCACCCACACCGCACACUUCACAGCCGCAGGUGCACGCGCCCACACCUCACACUUCACAGCCGCCGGUGCACGCACCCACACCUCACACUUCACAGCCGCAGGUGCACGCACUCACACCUCACACUUCACAGCCACAGGUGCACGCACUCACACCUCACACUUCACAGCCGCAGGUGCACGCACCCACACCUCACACUUCACAGCCGCAGGUGCACGCACCCACACCUCACACUUCACAGCCGCAGGUGCGCGCGCUCACACCUCACACUUCACAGCCGCAGGUGCACGCACCCACACCUCACACUUCACAGCCGCAGGUGCACGCACCCACACCUCACACUUCACAGCCGCAGGUGCACGCACCCACACCUCACACUUCACAGCCGCAGGUGCACGCACCCACACCUCACACUUCACAGCCGCAGGUGCACGCACCCACACCUCACACUUCACAGCCGCAGGUGCACGCACCAACACCUCACACUUCACAGCCGCAGGUGCACGCACCAACACCUCACACUUCACAGCCGCAGGUGCACGCACUCACACCUCACACUUCACAGCCGCCCCCAGUGGCAGGCCGUCCAGAGCGGCGCUGCAGGACUCGUUCCGUUCUACGCCCACUCCCUGAGUGUGGGGCUGCUUUGACGUCGAAUGCUCCAGAGAAACAAAAUGAUUAA
Schistocerca piceifrons (Central American locust) is the source of this 1590-nucleotide messenger RNA. RefSeq names its product pollen-specific leucine-rich repeat extensin-like protein 1. Lineage: Eukaryota; Metazoa; Arthropoda; Insecta; Orthoptera; Acrididae. Bases 1 to 1590 code for a protein of 529 amino acids. The record is from RefSeq and is a predicted model, not a curated record. The transcript is spliced from 2 exons.